AUGGCGAGACACGUGAGGUGUCUUCUCUGUCACGCCUGCCGGUCUCCCACUCCAUGGACAACUGGUUCCAAGGUUGGUUACAACGUCUUCGUUUGCGACAUGUGCGUCAAUGGCGGUGAUCGAGCCCAAAAUGACGACCACAAAGACGAAGAAGAUGCAGAUUCUAAUGAUGAUGAUGCCCAUAAUCAGGUGGUGCCAUGGUGCUCAAUAUCCAAUACACUUUCGUCGGCUUCCACUUCUUCUGGUGGUGAGCGAGAGAUUGUAUUAUCUAUUUUCUUGAAAUUGAGGGCUAAGAUUUCUUGCGGAUAUGUUAGCAGCAAGGCGAAGUGGAGGGUUUAUCAAGUAAAAAGAGGUAAGACCAAACCGGCUUCAGUCGAAUUAGAGAAGCGCGGUGAAGACGGAGUCAGAACAAACAAAGGCAGAUAA
Molecule: messenger RNA, 426 nt
Organism: Gossypium arboreum
Lineage: Eukaryota; Viridiplantae; Streptophyta; Magnoliopsida; Malvales; Malvaceae
Exons: 3
Coding region: 1-426 (141 amino acids)
Source: RefSeq, a predicted model, not a curated record